This is a messenger RNA of Meloidogyne enterolobii, 726 nucleotides long. NCBI's taxonomy places the organism in Eukaryota, Metazoa, Nematoda, Chromadorea, Rhabditida, Meloidogynidae. The record is from the annotation of a GenBank genome assembly.
UUUGUUAAUCCAGUGGAGCAACAAGUUGAUUAUAAACGUGGAUGGUUAAUGAAAAAAUCUCUUUAUGAUGUUGAUGGAAAAAGAACACCUAUUGGUCGAAGAAAAUGGCAAAUGUUAUAUGCUACAAUUAGAGGAAUGGUUAUUUAUUUACAUCAAGAUGAAAAUUCUUUUUCAUGUCGAAAUCGUUAUUUAACUUAUAAAAAUUGUAUUUUAAUCCAUCAUUCACUUGCUGAGGUUCCGAAAGAUUAUACAAAAAAGAAGAAUGUUUUUCGUUUAAAAACUGCUAAUUUUGGUGAAUUUCUUUUUCAAACAAGUGAUUCAACUGAAGUUGAUAAGUGGAUUGAUGCAAUAAAUUAUGUCGCUGCUGCUUUUUCUGCUCCUGUUUUGCCAACCCCAGUUGGUGCUAACAAAGCCUUUAUCUUUUGUAAACCAAAAUAUUCUUCAACACCUACUCAUUUAUCUUUGGUUGACCAAUUACAUGCUCAUGAACAAAGAUUAGAAGAAACAAAAGAAAGUUUGACAAAUCUUCAACAAUGUGCUCCUCCUAUCAAAUCGAAAGGAAAACUAGUUUAUGACUAUUUUUAUAAAGAACGUUUUUUGGACAGCGAGGUUUUUAAAAUAAAAAUUAGUUUAAAAAUACAUAUUUUUAAUAUAUUAGAAAGAAAGAUAUAUUUGUUAUAUAAAUGUUUUGAGAGAAAAAUUAAAUGCUGGCACAAAAGUAAUUAA